AUGGAGCUGGAGCGUGGGCGCCAGACGAGGCCAGGCGAGGCCAGGCGAGGCCAGACGAGGCCAGACGAGGCCAGACGAGGCCAGGCGAAGCCAGACGAGGCCAGACGAGGCCAGACGAGGCCAGACGAGGCCAGACGAGGCCAGACGAGGCCAGACGUGGCCAGGCGAGGCCAGACGAGGCCAGGCGAGGCCAUACGAGGCCAGGCGAGGCCAGACGAGGCCAGACGAGGCAAGACGAGGCCAGACGAGGCCAGGCGAGGCCAGACGAGGCCAGACGAGGCCAGGCGAGGCCAUACGAGGCCAGACGAGGCCAGACGAGGCCAGGCGAGGCCAGGCGAGGCCAGACGAGGCCAGGCGAGGCCAUACGAGGCCAGACGAGGCCAGACGAGGCCAGGCGAGGCCAGGCGAAGCCAGACGAGGCCAGACGAGGCCAGGCGAGGCCAGGCGAGGCCAGGCGAGGCUAGACGAGGCCAGACGAGGCCAGGCGAGGCCAGGCGAGGCCAGACGAGGCCAGACGAGGCCAGGCGAAGCCAUACGAGGCCAGACAAGGCCAGACGAGGCCAGGCGAGGGCAGACGAGGCAAGACGAGGCCAGAGGAGGCCAGGCGAGGCCAGACGAGGCCAGGCGAGGCCAUACGAGGCCAGACGAGGCCAGACGAGGCCAGACGAGGCCAGACGAGGCCAGGCGAGGCCAGGCGAGGCCAUACGAGGCCAGACGAGGCCAGACGAGGCCAGGCGAGGCCAGACGAGGCCAGACGAGGCCAGGCGAGGCCAGACGAGGCCAGACGAGGCCAGGCGAGGCCAUACGAGGCCAUACGAGGCCAGACGAGGCCAGACGAGGCCAGGCGAGGCCAGACGAGGCAAGACGAGGCCAGACGAGGCCAGGCGAGGCCAGGCGAGGCCAGACGAGGCCAGACGAGGCCAGACGAGGCCAGGCGAGGCCAGGCGAGGCCAGGCGAGGCCAGACGAGGCAAGACGAGGCCAGACGAGGCCAGACGAGGCAAGACGAGGCCAGACGAGGCCAGACGAGGCCAGGCGAGGCCAGACGAGGCCAGACGAGGCCAGGCGAGGCCAGACGAGGCCAGACGGGCCAGACGAGGCCAGACGAGGCCAGGCGAGGCCAUACGAGGCCAGGCGAGGCCAGACGAGGCCAGACGAGGCCAGGCGAGGCCAUACGAGGCCAGACGAGGCCAGACGAGGCCAGGCGAGGCCAGACGAGGCCAGACGAGGCCAGACGAGGCCAGGCGAGGCCAGGCGAGGCCAGACGAGGCCAGACGAGGCCAGACGAGGCCAGACGAGGCCAGGCGAGGCCAGACGAGGCCAGACGAGGCCAGACGAGGCCAGACGAGGCCAGGCGAGGCCAGACGAGGCCAGACGAGGCCAGGCGAGGCCAUACGAGGCCAGACGAGGCCAGACGAGGCCAGACGAGGCCAGACGAGGCGUCACAUGUCCAGUUCCAGCGACGUGA
Messenger RNA from Bacillus rossius redtenbacheri, 1467 nucleotides. RefSeq names its product ribosome-binding protein 1-like. The record is from RefSeq and is a predicted model, not a curated record. Bases 1 to 1467 code for a protein of 488 amino acids. The transcript has 2 exons. Lineage: Eukaryota; Metazoa; Arthropoda; Insecta; Phasmatodea; Bacillidae.